CUGGGCGGUGAGAAAGCGGCGCCUGGCCCGAGGCGGCGGCGCCGGAGCAGGCUGAGGCGGCGGCCGGGACGAGCGCCCUGAGGUGGCGGCCGCGGCCCCAUGGGCGGGUGCGUGGGCGCCCAACACGACUCCUCGGGCAGCCUCAACGAGAACUCGGACGGCACUGGAGUUGCUCUAGGUCGUAACCAGCCUUUGAAAAAGGAGAAACCAAAAUGGAAAAGCGAUUAUCCCAUGACAGAUGGACAACUGCGCAGCAAGAGGGAUGAAUUUUGGGACACGGCACCAGCCUUUGAAGGGCGGAAAGAGAUCUGGGAUGCCUUGAAGGCUGCAGCACAUGCUUUUGAAAGCAAUGAUCAUGAACUGGCACAGGCAAUCAUUGAUGGUGCAAACAUAACACUACCACAUGGUGCGCUGACGGAGUGCUACGAUGAGCUGGGGAACCGAUACCAGCUGCCAGUCUAUUGCUUGGCUCCACCAAUCAACAUGAUAGAGGAAAAGAGUGACAUAGAGACUCUGGAUAUCCCUGAGCCACCUCCCAAUUCCGGACACGAGUCUCAGCUCCGUCUGCGCCUCUCCACAGGCAAAGACCUCAAGCUCGUGGUGCGCAGCACGGACACGGUAUUCCACAUGAAGAGGCGCUUACAUGCUACAGAGGGGGUGGAGCCAGGCAGCCAGCGGUGGUUCUUCUCUGGCAGGCCUCUCACUGAUAAGAUGAAACUGGAGGAGCUGAAGAUCCCAAAGGACUAUGUGGUACAGGUUAUCGUGAGCCAGCCUGUGCAAAACCCAACACCAGUGGAGAACUGAGCUGGGCUUGCCUGCGUCCCAGAUCCCUUGGCUCCUUUUUAUUAUCAUUUCCUACUCUAUGACGUGAAAUUUAUUUUCACUGCUCUGAAUUCCCUAUGAAUGGAUUUAGUUCUGAGGAAUUACCAGUGAAAAAUUCCAUCUGUGAUGGAGACCAACAAAAAUAAUAAAACACACAGAGCCAGCCUCUGGAACUCCUGUAAUUACAAUUUCUAAUUUGAGAGGCAGUUAAGAAAUAGAUAACCGUUUAUUUUAAAACAUUUAUCAACUAUGUAAUGGCUGUAUUUAAAUAAUUUGGAAUGUACACAGACACCAGACCCAUUAAGAACAGCACCAAGCACCUUUUGGAUACAGAAUUUUUAAAAUGUAUAUGUCAAGUUAUAUUUCCAGAACAUCAAUAAUUAAUAACAGUUACAAAACUUAAACCUUUGUUUUUAUUUUUGUUUUAGUAGAACCUAAAAGAGCAGAGGGGAUUGUUUCUCUUCUGGGUUUGUAUUCUUAUUCCACCAGGAAGCAGUGGAGAUUGGGAGUUUGUCAAUGUUGCCUCCCCUCCCUGAAGUCAUGCUCCGUUUCUGGAGCUGACUGACCCCAUCUAUAUUUCUGGGCCAUAUAACAUGGAAAUGGAGUGUAGCUGCUUCCAUUCCAGAAUAAAAAGCAAUCCUUUCUUCCUCACCUUGCAGAGGGUGGAAGUUAAAUCUUCUCUGCCUGUUCCUGGGAAAACUGUGCCUCUUCUCAGCCUUGGAGAAAACUCCAACUCAAAAUUUUCAAGUGUGAAGGUUUACUGGUGUCACUUAACUGAUACUGGUGAGAACAAAUGGUGGCACCUGGCGCUAGACCUGAGUGCUUUUCACUUCACUCUGAUUCUCGUCAUCGUGGGCAGCAGUGUUCUUCCUGCACCUUCCCACAAAGUGGUGAAUCAACCACCUUAUCUGCACAUGAGGCUGAGGGACUGGAGCACAGUGAGCCAGCCUUACCUCCUGGAGAAGGCUGGAGAAAGCUACCAAGGGUUGUAUUUAAUCUGGAGCCUCUUAAAAGCCGAUUCUACCAGGCAUGGUUGUUGCAUGCAUUUAAUCCCAAACUUGGGAGCAAAAGUAGGCAGAUCUCAGAAUUUGAGAUUAAUCUGGAAUACAAAGCUAGUUCUAGACCAGCCAGAGCUGCAUAAUGAAACCCUGUCUUGGGGGGGCGGGGGGAAGGUUGAUUCCAUGAGCUAAUGUGACCGCACUGUAUCUUUGGAGUCUGAACUGUGUACAGUAGAUGAAAGAGGGCGCUAUGCUGUCUCAGUAGGGAAAUGCCAAACCUUCAACAUCUAUUUGGAUAUAAACACCAUGAUUUAUGUGACAAAAUGAAACUGCUAAGGAGUUUAAAAUGUAAUGUUUAAAGUGGUGUUAAAUUUCCUAUAGCCUGUUUAAAUAUAUCUAUAAUUGAACUUACAUUUCUGAGAACUUUUAACCAUUUCCCUAAUUCUGUUCAUAAGUUUAAAGUUUGUGACUGCACCUAAUUUAGACUUGAUGGGGAUUGAGUCUAAAUUUAGGAGAAGCACACAGCUUUAACAAUGAGGAAGGUGCUCACAUUCCUGUGUGGAGGCUCCAGGACAUCGGAGUGCAUCGGCCUACCAUCAGAGGGUUGAUUCAUUUGCCACAUUGAGUAACAGUAUCUCAAAGUCCAUCAACUGGAAAAGAGUGUUUUAAAAAUUAUUUUUCUAAAGGAAAUUUGAUGGUGUCAUCAAUAAUCUAUGUUUGGUAAAGGUCUUGUUUGUUUCUUGAGGGUUGACCUCUCUAAGAGUUUUUUAUUUUAAAGGAACAUAUACUUUGAAUAACGAUCCUCCAGGCGUGUUUAACCUAGGUGAGAAAAAAAACAUGGUGCUGGUAAUUGUCAAUAGAUUGAUGUAAGAUUGGAUCAAUACUUGAUGUGUAUAAUUUUAGUAUGUAGGGGUUUUGUGCUUUUUUUAAAAAAAAAGUUCAACUUUU
Arvicola amphibius (Eurasian water vole) is the source of this 2768-nucleotide messenger RNA. RefSeq names its product ubiquitin domain containing 2 (gene Ubtd2). Bases 100 to 804 code for a protein of 234 amino acids. The transcript has 3 exons. The record is from RefSeq and is a predicted model, not a curated record. NCBI's taxonomy places the organism in Eukaryota, Metazoa, Chordata, Mammalia, Rodentia, Cricetidae. Gene Ontology annotation, molecular function: protein binding.